ACAUCGCGGGAGCGCAGGACAAGGCUCAGCAGAUUAAACCUCCUUAGCGGUAUUCCCGAGUGUAGCUCGGGGUAACAUUUCAGUACCAAAAGCGGUAACCCCGAGCUACACUCGGGAAUACCAUGCGGCACCUCCGGCAUGUGUUCUUCACUUACCUUACCCUGCGCUUUUGAUGUGUCCCCUGCAGCGUCCCCGGCCAUCUCCUCCGGCCGAUGCCGGCAUCCGGCUUCUGUGUCCUGUCCCUGUGAGUCGGGACGUACGGGCGCCGCCGCCGCAGGCGGCGGGAAAUUUAAAAAUUUUAAAAAA
Molecule: messenger RNA, 306 nt
Organism: Staurois parvus
Lineage: Eukaryota; Metazoa; Chordata; Amphibia; Anura; Ranidae
Source: the annotation of a GenBank genome assembly